This is a messenger RNA of Symbiodinium sp. CCMP2456, 436 nucleotides long. The record is from the annotation of a GenBank genome assembly. Lineage: Eukaryota; Dinophyceae; Suessiales; Symbiodiniaceae.
GCUAGAGAAGCUCACGCCGGGCGAUGAACUCGGCGGCGAGGUCAGGGGCAUCGCGCCUUUUGGCAUCUUCGUGUCAGUUGGUGCCGAGAGCGACGGCCUCGUCCACGUCAAGCGCAUCAACCAGGGACUGGUCGCUGACCUGUCUCAAGUCUUUCAGCGAGGAGACCGGUUGGUCGUUCGGGUCUUCGACAUCCACGAUGGCAAGUUAGAGCUCGAGUUAGUCGAUGUUCCGCCGCGGCUGCCACGCGUGGACAGCUUCGAGCCACUACAGGGCGAGACCGUGGAUGCCGAAGUCUUUCGGAAAAUUCCCAAAGCUUUCAUCGUGUCCGUGACCCCGCCAGCAGGGGGUGAAGCUGUUCUGGCCAAACUGGCAUCUGGGCCCUGGACGGAUCUCGCAGAGGGUGAGGUUACCAAGGUGAAGAUCGAGCGAGUGGAU